This is a messenger RNA of Dendrobium catenatum, 4340 nucleotides long. RefSeq lists its product as uncharacterized. The record is from RefSeq and is a predicted model, not a curated record. Bases 300 to 3569 code for a protein of 1089 amino acids. The transcript is spliced from 10 exons. NCBI's taxonomy places the organism in Eukaryota, Viridiplantae, Streptophyta, Magnoliopsida, Asparagales, Orchidaceae.
UCAACAAAAAAGCAGGAGAUCAUAUUCGAUCCCCACCUCCUGCUCUCCACAAAGCCAUCUCUCCGCCGCCGCCGUCCCUCUCUUCGUCCUUCUCUAACUCUUUCCGCCCGAAAUCCAUCCCUUUCUAUGCUGCCGCCGCUGCCGGUGCCCUAACCUCUGGAGUCGCCGUCGCGGUAUAUCUCCAGUACUCCCUGCGAUCGAUCGAUGACCUUACGCAGUCAGGGACCGAGCAGCCCUACCCGGAUCUCGAGCAAACCCUAGAAAAGUGCAAGGGCUCAAUCCUCCGCUUGCUGGACCGGAUGGUACAAACCGGCAACGCCGCAACGGUUCUGUGGAAAUCGUUGGCGUCCGUCCUGUCGUCGGCGAAUCAGGAGGUCCGAUCAGGGUUCGAGCUGCGCGUAGCGGCGCUGUUGGCGGAUAUUGCAGCGGCGAGUGAGGCCCGCCGGUCUGCUAUCGUCGGAGCUGGUGGCGGAGCUGUAGUGGAUUGGCUGCUGGAGAGUGUUGCCGAGCCGAGGAAUGGAGGUGAUCAUGGCGGGACGCAGUCGGAGUCUGCAAGGGCUCUGGCACAUUUGAUCGCUGACCCAGAUGUGCGCGAGAAGGUGCUAGGGCGGCCAAAUGCUAUAACGAAACUCCUCAGAUUCAUCUUGUCCUUCCAGCCUAAGCGGCAGCCGAAGCAACUUAGACAUGUGUCAUUUGAGGGAGCUGAUCUUUGGAGGGGAAAAAGCAUGCUUGUAGCUGUUCUGAUGGACAUAGUCACAUCAAACUGUGACAAUAUUGAUAACUCGAUGCAUAAGCCAUCUUUGCCUGUAAAUGCAGAUAUAAGAGAUAUCGCUGCAGCCCUUGAAGUCAUUGAGGAGGGCGGAAUGCAUUUUGCUGAUAAUAAGGGGAAUGAGGAUGGCGAUGAUGGCAAUCCUGGAAUCAAGGGAAUUGCGAUAAAGAUUCUUGGUGGUACAACUGUUUUAGGAUUCUCAAGAAUGGACAACCGCAUGAGUUUGACAGCAACUGAUGACCUUGUGGAUUCAACCAUGUUUUUAACCAGAACUGUAGAGUUCCAGGGAAGUACCAGUUAUUUGCCAAAUUUGGGGGCCGUAGUUCCCUCAGCGGUUCCCGGUCUUUGGGAUGAUCUGCAGCGUGAACACGUGGCUGUCCCUUUUGCUGCAUGGGCUCUUGCUAAUUGGGCUUUGGCUUCUCAGUGUAAUCGCUCCUAUAUUCAAGAACUUGAUAGAAAUGGGCAUGCUGUUAUGAAUGCACUGACAGCAGCAGAAAGGACUGUGAAAUGGCAUGGAAGCUUGAUAGCUCGUGCACUCUUGUCUGACUUUGAUUUGCCAUUGACUGUUUCUGUUCCUGAAUGGAGUGCCAGUCUUCUUUCUACUGCUUUUCAGGCUAGUAAAGUUGAAGAUGUUCCUUUAGCACAAAUAGCGUUAUCAGCUUUUCUUGCAUCUAUUGAGAGGAGUAAUGAGGCAAGGAUUUUUGUGCAUGAUAGUGGCCUCACUCUGCUGAGGGAAAUAGCCAGCAAGUCUGGGAAAAAUAAGCAUUUGCAAGAAGCAUUGGUGAGGGUCUUAGGAUUGCUUUAUGAUGGUAAUAUGCAUUUAUCUCUUGAGGAAAGUCAGAAGUGGUCUGGAAUUCUUCUGCGAUGGGUUUUUCAUGAAAUUUUGUCAGAGAGUAUACGUUCAUCAUCGACAAAAUUACUUUCAUACAUCCUUGAAGACCAUGGGCCUGAUUCCAUACCAAUUUCUCAGGGAUGGUUAGCUAUCAUGCUCAAUGAAAUACUUGGAUCCAGCAAGACAGCAUCUUUAAAAGGAAGUUCUAUGGCAAAGUCUGAUAAAGUGAAGAGUAGAAUUGAACAGUCCACUGCCCUUUCAGCUGCUCAAGUGGUGAAUCAGUUAGCUAUUGGUGUUAUCGGACAAGCAAAGAGCAAGUUGGAAUCUGAUUCUGAUUCUACAGAUCAGCUUCCUCUUGCUGAUUUUCUUUCUCUUGAGCCGUUUGCUCCUCUAUCUAAAAACCAGAAGGGACGUAAUCAACAGAAGCUUGCUGCUGCUGAUUUAGCUUUUGCUACACUAAAGGGUAUCAAAGCAUUGACAGAGCUUUGUUCCGAGGAUUCUGAGCACCAAAAGAAAUUAGUUGAUUUUGGAAUCCUUUUCCUGCUUAAACGCUUACUUGUUGGAGAUGAUUAUGAAAAACUUGCAGCAAAUGAAACAUAUGAUGCUUCAAGAGCCAUGGAAUCUCAAGACCGACCCUCUACAGUUGCUGUUGACCAACCAGCCUCAGAUUCUAAUGAUUCUUCUAGUGUUCGUGUUCCUCCUGCUGCACACAUACGCAGACAUGCUGCUCAGCUUCUCACAGUCCUCUCUCUUCUCCCAAACGUGAAAAGUUCCAUUGCACAAGAUGAGAUGUGGUGCCAAUGGCUUGAGAGUUGUGCAAGUCAUAAAAUUUCUUGUUGCACUGAUCCAAAAAUUCAGAGUUAUGCAAGGGCAACACUGCUGAAUGUAUUUUGCUCUGAGAAUAUUGGAAAACAGUCGUUAAUGGAAACUGAGGGCCAAUCGGCAUGUGCUCGAUAUAAAGAUAUGCUAUUUUUGAUUAGUCCUGAGCUGCCACAUUGGAAAUGUUCCGAAAGGAAUGCUUCGAGAGACUCAUCGAACACAAAAGAAUCCAACUUUUCUGUUGUUUCUUCAAGUGGUGAUGGCAAUGGGUAUGUUUCAAAUCAAAAUUGUGGCAAUUCAGACUAUGUUAGCAGGAUAGAUGUGGCUUCACAUGGGGAGUCCCCUUUGAUUGAUGUUGUAUUUAUUCAUGGUUUACGUGGAGGGCCAUUUAAGUCUUGGCGUAUGGCAGAUGACAAGGUUUCAACCACUAGUAAAGAUGGGUUGGUGGAGCAUAUAGAUCAAGAGGCUGGGAAAGAGGGAACGUUUUGGCCAAGUGAAUGGCUGUCGUCUGAUUUUCCACAGGCACGCCUUUUUACUCUAAAAUAUAAGACCAAACUAACUCGGUGGACGGGAGCUAGCUUACCUCUUCAGGAAGUUAGCUCAAUGUUGCUGGAUAGGCUUCUUGUUGCUGGGAUAGGACAUCGUCCUAUUGUUUUCGUGACUCAUAGCAUGGGAGGCCUUGUUGUGAAGCAGAUGCUCUAUCAAGCCAAACUGAAUAAACUCAAUAAGUUUCUUGAUAACACUGUUGGAAUAAUCUUCUAUAGCUGCCCACAUUUUGGUAGCAAACUUGCAGACAUGCCUUGGCGUAUGGGCCUAAUACUGCGUCCAGCACCCACGAUUGGAGAACUUAGAAGUGGAUCUCCAAAGCUGGUAGAGCUGAAUGACUUUAUUCGCCAUCUUCACAACAAAGGAUAUCUUGAGGUUCUUAGUUUCAGUGAGACCCAAGUUACUCCAAUUGUUGAAGGUUAUGGUGGAUGGGCCUUUCGGUUGGAAAUUGUACCAAUGGAAUCUGCCUACCCUGGGUUUGGUGAACUAGUUGUGUUGGAUGCAACGGAUCAUAUCAACUCAUGCAAACCUGUCAAUCGAACCGAUCCAUCAUACGCUGAGACACUCAAAUUCUUGAAGAAAUUAAAGGAUCGUCUUACUUAGCUUUACCAGUUUUGGCAUUGCCUCCUGCAGCCUAGAUUUGACAUAAUGGAUCUCAGGAAUUGCAUUUCACCAUUUGCAGACUUAGCUCUCGCUGGAACAUCUUUAGAAAUCUUGUUUAAUGGUCUGCAGCUGCAUGAGAAGUUUGUGAUAUGAGCUAAGGCUCCGUUUGGGACGGCUUUCUAAGUGCUUCUUAAAGUAGUUUUUAGUAAUUUUUAUACUAAAAAGCUGCUUUAAAAGCAAUAAGAAAGUCAUCUCAAACGAACCCUGGACUGUGGGCCAAGUGGUAGAGUUCAGAAAUUCAAAUCACCAAAAGAGAAUCUGCCCCACAAAUCACACAAAUGGUCAGUCUCAUCAACUCAGAAUUGUUUUAUGUAAUUAUUUGCAUGGAGACUUAGCAGAGAAAUCAAGAUACCUGGAGAUCAGCCUCGUGAGAGAAGUAGGUUACAGGAAAGAGCCAAAUGCUACAAGCAGCUAUGUUCUACUAGAUGAAAAGAAAUAUCGCACCCAAAAAAAGGGAAAUAUGGUUUUUUUUUUUUUUGGUUUUUUUUUUAAUUAUUUAUUAAAUACAUUUUUUAAUUUUCUGAUGUUCAUAGUAAUAAGCUGUAUAUAUUUUUUAUGGAACACACACAGCUUUUGUUUCUUUCCUGCUAGAUUUUAGGCCUAUGGUGAGCACGUUCAUCUGUUAGUGGGUUGAGGUAGCCAAAGCUUCCUUCAGUUAUUCAUGGAAUUUCAUACUGCUUAUGAAUGCACAAUGAGUUAAGUAGAAUGUCA